AUUGAACGAGGAGAAUUGACAAGAUAAGCGCAAGAGCGACAGCGAGCGACCACACUGUCGAUUAAUUAUGUAGAUUUCGUCAACACGCAUAAAAUUUUCCGAUUCGAAAACGAAGAUAAACAUAAAGAUCAGGAAUAAAAAUCGGCUCGUAGUAGUUCGAGACAUUAGCUAAAGUUAUCGUCCCCCCCGAAAUUUACGCUUUUCGAACAAUUUCUGGAGUUGUUUUGCACCUGAAUUCGUUUACGUUACGCUCGCCAAUCGAGAUUGCAAAUCGAUGUAAAGUUGAUUUCACUUGCUCAAGAAAUCACGCUUGUGACGGCAAUCUGAAAAAAUGGUUUCCGCGGUUGCCGAGAAUGUCACCGCAAGGAUGAAGCACGCGGUGCAGGGCCUGCCGGACGAGGCACGAUAUACCGUCAUCUGCAGUGGGGCUGCCGCGGUUGCGCUCAUCCUUACCGUGCUUUUGAAGUUUGCAGCCGACAUGGGCCUCGACAACCUGUUUGUAUGGCACCCCAUCUGCAUGGUUUCUGGCUUCGCUUGCAUGAGCGCUGGCUACAUACUCGUCGCCUUUCCCCGCCAGUAUUUCUCCACUGACGGCGCAGUCGCAUCAUCUGUCGGCAGAAGAAAAUACGUCCAUUUGAGUAUUUUACAAUAUGCGAAGUUUUGUAGGCAUUCUUUUGACGGCGCUUCGCGUGAAGACUAGGAAAUCCCGAUUGCAAACUGCUGUUGGGGCGGAAGUCAAUUUUUUUUCUCUAUCCUCACUUCUCACUCAUUCAGGUGUGCAAGUCACGGCGAUGGCUUUGUUUUUCGUCGGAGUGAGCUUUAUCUGGCGCAACCACGCGAGGAUGGGAAAGUCACAGUUUGGCUUUAACAACGGUGUCUGGGACCCGCUUUUCCCGAACCUCGUCCACAUGGCUAGCGGGUAUUUGGUCCUGUUGCUGCUAGUGUUUACCCAGCUCACCGGCGGACUUGGGCGAGCCUUCGGAAAAAUUCCACCCCGGCCUGAGAGACUUGGGGAGGCCCCUGCAAAUGCGACUACUGGGCUGCUUGCCACCCCUGCGGUUGCCGUUGCAAGUACGGAAAGUGAGCCCGAUCCGGAGGAGGGCGAGUCCUGUGCGAGCAGGCUAAAACGGAUCAGCGGGAAGGUGUCGGUCAGACUGUGGUACUGCUACAGCUUUUAUCAACUGUAAAAAUGUCUGGGUCUGGAAGAAUCUAAACUUGUGAUGCUGUCUCUGGAUUCGAAAAAGAUUUGUAUUGCAUGACCAGUAAGAGGAGUAGACUUUGUGCUCCGCGGAGAUGGCAUUUGUCAUGCGGAAUAGGCAUGAGGAAGCGCUCUAAAAAUCUGUGAUGCUACGGCAUGCAUCACAGACAUCAUGUGUCAUGGAAAAUAUGCAUGACAAAUCUAGAAAUCUUCCAGACCCAGACAUUUUUACACUUGAUAGCUUUGUGUACUGGAAUCACAAGUGGUUCGCCAUGGCAGCGUAUCAAAUGUAAAAAUGUCUGGGUCUGGAAGAAUGCAACUUGUGAUGCUGAAUUUGGAUUCCAAAAAAAUCUGUAUUGCAUGAGCAGCAAAGGGAAUGCAAUUUUUGCUACGCGGAGAGGGCAUUUGUCAUGCGGAAUAGGCAUCGCGAAGCCCUCAAAAAAUCUGUGAUGCUAGGGCAUGCAUCACAGACAUCAUGGCCAAUGCAAAACAUGCAUGACAAGUCUCAGAAUCUUCCAGACCCAGACAUUUUUACAUUUGAUACAGCGUACCUGUGCAGCGUGCUCUGCAUCCUCACGGCGCCAUUUCCGCCCCUCUGGGGCCACAAGAUGACGCUCUUUGCGCAGGGACUGGCGGUGCUCUGUGCGGGCGCGGUCUUCUGGGCCCGUUCGGAGCUGGCGGAGAAGUGAAGAGGCAUUAACUUCUUUACGUCCUCGGCGCGUCUGCGGGUUUUGAUACAUGAUGUGUUUUCGUGUGAGAAGCACUUUUUCAUUUUUUUGAUGUACAUAUUAUGUGCAGCGAAAUGAAUGUGGUCAGCGUGGUCCUCCUGUAGACCUCGAAAAAUAUAACGACGACGCCAAGCACAAGCAAAGGGGAGCUCUACAACUGCAAUAUUCAUCAAUGAAUGUAUGUAAUAAAGUAGUCACAGACGACGGCGCAAAGGACCACUCGGCCCACUGUAAAAUACAUUUGACAGGAGCGGUUACAGUUUACCUGACGUUUAUUUUUGGUACGUGGAACUCUUCCUGUGCCUCAAGCUUUCAUUUUUUUCGUAAUCGAACGAACAAGCACAAGCAUGAGCAGCAUCGCAUCUAUUUUUUUGAUAUUUGGUGGGAAUAAAGGAAAAGGACCUCCCAGAACCUCACAAUAGUUGUUGACCUUUGAUGCGACAGCAAAAUGGGCGUACGACGAUUGUGUGGCUGAUAAUGU
This is a messenger RNA of Amoebophrya sp. A120, 2407 nucleotides long. Lineage: Eukaryota; Dinophyceae; Syndiniales; Amoebophryaceae. The record is from the annotation of a GenBank genome assembly.